UCAUUGGGGAAUGUUUAUACCGGCCAUAAAAGGACAGGGCACAGAUGAACAGCAGAAAAAGUGGUUGCCGUUGGCCUAUAAGAUGCAAAUAAUUGGGUGCUACGCUCAAACUGAACUUGGACAUGGGUCCAAUGUGCAAGGCCUUGAGACCACUGCCACAUUUGAUCCUCAAACAGAUAAAUUUGUCAUUCAUAGUCCUACAUUGACGUCAAGCAAGUGGUGGCCUGGUGGAUUGGGUAAAGUCUCUACCCAUGUUGUUGUGUACACUCGUCUUAUAACAAAUGGUAAAGACUAUGGGAUUAAUGGUUUUAUUGUCCACAAAUCUCUUCCAGGUGUUACUGUUGGAGACAUUGGAAUGAAAUUUGGAUAAUGGAUAUUAAGACAAAUCUCUUCCAACAAAUGCUGAUGAGGGUUUCACAAGUUACCAGAGAAGGAAAAUAUGUCCAAUCUGAUGUUCCCCGACAACUUCUUUAUGGGACCAUGGUAUAUGUUCGGCAAACAAUUGUAUCAGAUGCUUCAAAUGCUUUGUCUCGGGCUGUGUGUAUUGCAACCA
This is a messenger RNA of Nicotiana tabacum (common tobacco), 553 nucleotides long. NCBI's taxonomy places the organism in Eukaryota, Viridiplantae, Streptophyta, Magnoliopsida, Solanales, Solanaceae. The record is from RefSeq and is a predicted model, not a curated record.